AUGUCUUCAUCUUCUUAUUCAGCUUUGGAAAGAUUUCACUACCCAAACAGUCCAUCCAAUCCAAGAAGGCAUAAGUGUUAUCAUCGCAGUUCUGAAACAUAUUCUGGAAACUUUGACAGGAAUAUAAAGAAAAUCAAGUCCUGCCUACGAGGCUAUCUCAGGCGUCAUCAGAUGCGUGAAGAGAAGAAUCUUCUGGCAAUGGAGUGGCGAACCCUAGCACUAGCAUUGGACAGAGUAUGCGCGAUCGUCUACAUCAUGGCAAUAGCAAUCGGCAUCAUCUGUCUUAUUCCAUGCCAGCAUGAUGGCACGAUAGGCAGUCGCGCCAAGGAUCAUGUGUAUGCAGACCCCUCUCCAACAGGAGACUUGGGUGCUCUUUAUAAAGAACAGAUGAUUUAA
Molecule: messenger RNA, 396 nt
Organism: Protopolystoma xenopodis
Lineage: Eukaryota; Metazoa; Platyhelminthes; Monogenea; Polystomatidea; Polystomatidae
Source: the annotation of a GenBank genome assembly